AUGAACACUGGUUGCAACCAAAGUCAGCAAAGUUGCAGUGCUAACGAAACGCGGUGCGAAAGAUCCCAUCGUUGCCACGUGUGUAAAAAAAAUUUGGUCCCCUCGAGUACCCACACCGCAGAACGGCCCCACAAGUGCCAAACGUGUCCACAAGCAUUUGGUACUGCAGAUAGUCUGGCGAGGCAUAUGAGGACCCAUACAGGGGAGAAGCCCCACAAGUGUAUGGUGUGUUCACGGGAGUUCAGCCAAAGUAGUCAUCUGGCAAUCCACGUGAGGAUCCAUACAGGGGAGAAGCCCCACAAGUGCUGGGUUUGCAUGCAAAGUUUCAGACUAAAGUCCCACUUGACGAACCACAUGGGCAACCACACCGCAGAACGGCCCCACAAGUGCCAAACGUGUCCACAAGCAUUUGGUACUGCAGGUUAUCUCGUGAGGCAUAUGAGGACCCAUACAGGGGAGAAGCCCCACAAGUGCUCGGUUUGUCCACAAGCAUUUGGUACUGCAAGUAGUCUCGUGAGGCAUAUGAGGACCCAUACUGGGGAGAAGCCCCACAAGUGCUCGGUUUGUCCACAAGCAUUUGGUACUGCAAGUAGUCUCGUGAGGCAUAUGAGGACCCAUACUGGGGAGAAGCCCCACAAGUGCUCGGUUUGUCCACAAGCAUUUGGUACUGCAAGUAGUCUCGUGAGGCAUAUGAGGACCCAUACUGGGGAGAAGCCCCACAAGUGCUCGGUUUGUCCACAAGCAUUUGGUACUGCAAGUAGUCUCGUGAGGCAUAUGAGGACCCAUACUGGGGAGAAGCCCCACAAGUGCUCGGUUUGUCCACAAGCAUUUGGUACUGCAAGUAGUCUCGUGAGGUACAGGAACAAUUUGUUCAUUCGUGAUGAUAAUCAAUGGUGA
Messenger RNA from Copidosoma floridanum, 897 nucleotides. Its product is annotated as zinc finger protein 572-like. The record is from RefSeq and is a predicted model, not a curated record. Lineage: Eukaryota; Metazoa; Arthropoda; Insecta; Hymenoptera; Encyrtidae.